Messenger RNA from Alligator sinensis (Chinese alligator), 786 nucleotides. RefSeq names its product UBX domain protein 1 (gene UBXN1). The record is from RefSeq and is a predicted model, not a curated record. Gene Ontology annotation, molecular function: protein binding. Bases 1 to 627 code for a protein of 208 amino acids. The transcript has 8 exons. Lineage: Eukaryota; Metazoa; Chordata; Crocodylia; Alligatoridae.
AUGCCCCUGCAGGUGGUAGCAGCAGAGCCGGGUGGGGGGCCGGUUCUGCCAGCCCUCGCUGUGACCCCCCCUUUCCGGUCUCUGUCGUGCAGGGAGAAGGCGCUGGCGCUGACGGGGAACCAGGGCAUCGAGCAGGCCAUGGACUGGCUUGUGGAGCAUGAGAACGACCCCGACGUGGACGACCCCUAUGUGCCGCCCCAGGGCCUCGUCCUGGGCACAGGAGAGCCCUCCGAGGGAGGCGCCCCCCCCACCCCACUUGAGGAGCCAGACCCGGAGGCAGAGGGUUCCCGGGUCUGCAGGCAGCGGGUGCGUGAGAAGAUAGAGAGGGACAAAGCUGAGCGAGCCAAGAAGUUCGGAGGUGGCAGCGCUCAGGCACCCGCAGAGCCAGUCCCUGCCCCCGCCCCCACCCCAGUCCCCAGCCAGGAGCCGCCCACCAAGAGGGAGUAUGACCAGUGCCGGAUACAGGUACCGAACGUCGGGGUUCCUUGCGGGGGAGACUCCAGCACUGGUGGGGGGGGUGUGGGGACCACCCCCAUUUUCACUGAGGAGGACAUGGAGAAGCCCCUCCAGGAGCUGGGCCUGGUGCCUUCCGCUGUGCUCAUCGUGGCCAAGAAGGGCAGCAGCUGAAAGACCCCCCUCCUCGCCUGCCUCUUCUGCCGUGGAUAGCGCCCCCCCCAGCCCCCAAGCGCUGCCCCACAGGACUGGGGCUGCCCCAUGGGGCUGUGUUUGGGGGAGGGUCCUAGAUGGGCCCUGCCCAGAGACACAAUAAACCUGGUCUGUUCCACG